This is a messenger RNA of Populus trichocarpa (black cottonwood), 4223 nucleotides long. Its product is annotated as pentatricopeptide repeat-containing protein At4g20090. Bases 194 to 2212 code for a protein of 672 amino acids. The record is from RefSeq and is a predicted model, not a curated record. Gene Ontology annotation, molecular function: protein binding. Lineage: Eukaryota; Viridiplantae; Streptophyta; Magnoliopsida; Malpighiales; Salicaceae. The transcript is spliced from 4 exons.
CAUACAGACAAUAAGAAGAAACAUCAGUAGAACAAGAAGUGGACUCUCCUCCUCGUCACUCUCCCCUAAAACCCGCAAAAACCCAUCUUGCAAAUUUUCAAAAUCUUUCAUUCUCUAACCAAAUUCAAGCUCCGAAAAAUUUACAAACCUCAAGGUCAAAAUACCCACAAACCAAACCCUCCUUUUCAACUCCAUGCCCAAAUGCCCACCUCUCAUCACCAACUCCAUCUUCAAGGCCCUCAACAACUGCUUGUAUCCAAUCCCAAGUAAGUUCCCUUCUCUUUCCAUGAGCUCUAACUUUUCAGCCCUUGCAAUUCCAUCAACCAAAACUAUUGAAACUGAACCCCAAAGCCACCCUCUACACCGUAACGCCUCUGACCGAGAACAUGGCAUUGAACAUGACCCCCCGAUAUCUGAUAAGAUAUUCAAGUCUGGCCCCAAAAUGGGUUCGUACAAGUUGGGUGAUUCGACUUUUUAUUCACUCAUUGACAACUACGCAAAUUUGGGUGAUUUUAAGUCAUUGGAGAAGGUUUUGGAUCGAAUGAGGUGCGAAAAGAGAGUGGUUGUAGAGAAAUGUUUUGUUGUUAUCUUUAAGGCUUAUGGGAAAGCUCAUUUACCUGAAAAAGCUGUCGGCUUGUUUGAUAGAAUGGCUUAUGAAUUUGAGUGUAAAAGAACUGUAAAGUCAUUUAAUUCGGUUCUUAAUGUGAUUAUACAAGAGGGUUUGUUUUAUCGUGCUUUAGAGUUUUAUAAUCAUGUUAUUGGUGCCAAAGGUGUGAAUAUAUCCCCUAAUGUGCUUACUUUUAAUUUGGUUAUUAAGACUAUGUGUAAGGUGGGAUUGGUUGAUGAUGCGGUCCAAAUGUUUAGAGACAUGCCGGUUAGUAAAUGUCAGCCUGAUGUGUACACUUAUUGUACAUUGAUGGAUGGACUUUGCAAGGCGGAUAGGAUUGAUGAGGCAGUUUCGCUGUUGGAUGAGAUGCAAAUUGAUGGUUGUUUUCCAAGCCCUGUUACCUUCAAUGUGUUAAUCAAUGGCUUGUGUAAGAAGGGGGAUUUAGCACGGGUUGCGAAGCUUGUAGACAAUAUGUUUCUUAAAGGAUGUGCUCCUAAUGAAGUAACUUAUAACACACUUAUUCAUGGUUUGUGUCUGAAAGGGAAGCUGGAGAAGGCAAUUAGUCUUUUGGAUCGGAUGGUAUCAAGUAAAUGUGUGCCUAAUGUGGUCACAUAUGGGACAAUCAUUAAUGGACUUGUUAAGCAAGGAAGAGCUCUUGAUGGGGCUCGUGUAUUAGCUUUGAUGGAGGAAAGGGGGUAUCAUGUAAAUGAGUAUGUUUACUCAGCGCUGAUUAGUGGGUUGUUUAAGGAGGGGAAAUCUCAAGAGGCGAUGCAAUUGUUCAAAGAGAUGACAGUCAAAGAAUGUGAGCUCAACACUAUUGUAUAUAGCGCUGUUAUUGAUGGUUUAUGCCGAGAUGGAAAGCCAGAUGAAGCACUGGAAGUUCUUUCUGAGAUGACUAAUAACAGAUGCAAACCUAAUGCUUACACUUAUAGCUCGCUGAUGAAGGGAUUCUUUGAGGCAGGUAAUGGCCAUAAAGCCAUUGAAAUGUGGAAAGACAUGGCAAAGCAUAAUUUUACUCAGAACGAGGUUUGUUACAGUGUACUCAUUCAUGGGUUAUGCAAGGAUGGGAAAGUCAAGGAGGCUAUGAUGGUGUGGGCACAGAUGCUGGGCAAAGGAUGUAAGCCUGAUGUUGUGGCUUACGGUUCAAUGAUUAAUGGCCUUUCCAAUGCUGGCUUAGUAGAAGAUGCUUUGCAACUUUAUAACGAGAUGCUUUGUCAGGAACCUGAUUCUCAACCAGAUGUGGUCACAUAUAACAUACUUUUGAAUGCUUUGUGCAAGCAGAGUAGCAUCUCCCGUGCUAUUGAUCUUUUAAAUAGCAUGUUGGAUCGGGGAUGUGAUCCUGACUUGGUUACAUGCAUCAUAUUCUUGAGAACGUUGAGAGAGAAGCUGGACCCGCCUCAAGAUGGGAGGGAGUUUCUAGAUGGGCUUGUGGUUCGUCUUCUAAAGCGGCAGAGAGUUUUAGGUGCUUCAAAAAUUGUAGAAGUGAUGCUGCAAAAGCUUCUGCCACCUAAACCCUCUACUUGGACAAGAGUUGUUGAAGAUCUGUGUAACCCUAAGAAGGUUCAGGCAGCCAUUCAGAAGUGUUGGAGCAUCCUAUAUUGCUGAUGUAUUGGGGUUCUUGGUGACAUUGUUGUGAAGCUCAUAUGAUCAUAAUGUCACGUAAGCCUCUAGCUUAUAGAGCAUAGACUUCUGUCACAAUUAAUAUGGAGUGUGUGACCAGGGAAGAUGUUGGUGAACGACGAAUCUUGAAACAAACUGUUGGAGAAGUCGAGUACAUUGUGUUUUUGAGAUGAGCCAUGUCAUAGGUUGCAUGGAGACCAAAGAAGACAUAGUAAAUGAGCAUCACCACUGUGCAAAUACCAAAUCUUUCAAAAGCCUCAGCACCCAAAGAUCCCAUUAGAAAGAUGUUUAUUGCAAUUGACAAGGAUGGAAGCCAUGGAACCAGUGGAACGCCCCAAACCUUUGGCUCUCUCUGUUGAGGUAACAUCGAUAAUCCAAUAGUCCCCAAGAACCAAAAAGGAAUGGUUAUAGCAUAUCCAACCCAACCAUUGGGAUUCAGUCCCCAGUAAGCUGAAGUCCCCAUGGACGAAGAAAUAAUGAUUAGCAGGAAGAGGGCUAGCUUCAAGAGGUUUGUUUGUGGUGUGAUAUCUCUGACAUGGUAUCUCCUCACAAGUAAUGCAACAGCCAUCAUCAUGAAGAUAAAUAGGGUGCUUACUGACAACAAACUUGCCAAGACAUCCAGGCUUGAGAAAAAAGCAAUGAGAGCGCUUGAAAUGGUGAUAAGAAGUGUUGCAUUUAUUGGUGUUCCAGUCUUUGGAUGGACAAGAGCAAACCAUGGAGGGAUCAUGUGGGCUCGUGCAAUAUGAGUAGUAUAUCGUGCUUGUCCAAGCGCCCCUACCAAAAGAACGGUGGUCAUCCCCUUGAGAGCACCAAGUGCUACCAGGUACCUUGCCCAAUUCAUUCCCACACUCUGAAAUGCAACAGAGUAAGCCGCACCUUUGUCAAUCUCUGUGUAUUUUUGCAUCAUAGAUAGGGUAAGUGCCAUUAAGCAGUAUAUCACGGUAAUGAUUGACAUUGAUCCAAGCAAUCCUAUCGGUAUGUCUCUGGAUGGGUUUUUUGUUUCUUCCGCCAUGGUGGCUAUAUUGUCAAAGCCUCCGUAAGCAAAGUAGACAAUUGCAGCUGCUUGGAAGAUCCCUUUUGCCCCAAAAGGCAAAAAUGGUUUCAGAUUGGAUGUAUUGGCAUGAGCAAACCCUGCAAUUAUCACAAACAAAAUUACAGCAGUAUUCAGUGCUGUGGCUAUCCAAUUGAUCAGUGAAGUUUUCCUUGUGCUGAUAAUUGCAAUUGUUGCUGCAAUCACCAAAACUCCAACAGCUAUUGGAUCCAGGAGAUUGAAACCUUCAGCUAGAUUUGUAUGGAUCCGUAAAGAGUUUGAAGGACGAUUAAGAAGAUUUGUGAAGUAAGAAGUCCAUGCCCUGGCAACUGCUGCACUGCCCGCGAUGCUUUCAAGCAGUAUGUUCCCUGCAGUUAUGAAGGCCACAAAGUCUCCUAAUUCAAUUCUCAAGUAAGCAAAUGACCCACCCGCUACAGGGACUUCGACUGCGAAUUCCGUGUAACAGAAUACAGAGAGCAUUGCUGACACUCCAGAAGCAACAUAGGACAACACAAUGGCAGGUCCAGCAUGUUCAUGGGCUUCUUGACCAGUGAGCACAAAGAUGCCUGCUCCAACGACCGAACCAAAUCCAAACCAGGUAAGGUCCCACCAAGUGAGGCAACGUUUCAUCUCGUUCUCACUUUGUUUCCGAAGCUCCCCAAUCUCAUUGACAUCAUCUGACCGGCUGAUGAGACGGUCCUUGAACCGGAAACAUGUCUCCGACAAUGCGGAACGGUAGUUUCCCCAGCUUUGGAAGGACUCUUCUGUGGCUCUGUGGAGUAAACAGCAGUUGAUAUGAAGCUUUAGCCUUUAGGUAGACUGUCAUCCAAUAGUUAUUCAAGUGAACUUGUUGUUUAUAAACUGGACCCUCAAUUAUUGGUCAUGGAAUCUAAGAUCGCGAGAUCCCUGUAAAGGAGCUGACUUGGUGACGAUGCAAACAAAAGAUAAGACUAGUUUUGUCUAUUC